This is a messenger RNA of Phymastichus coffea, 4447 nucleotides long. It is a transcript of the gene ple, whose product is annotated as tyrosine 3-monooxygenase. Gene Ontology annotation, molecular function: iron ion binding; tyrosine 3-monooxygenase activity. Bases 275 to 1993 code for a protein of 572 amino acids. Gene Ontology annotation, biological process: dopamine biosynthetic process from tyrosine. Lineage: Eukaryota; Metazoa; Arthropoda; Insecta; Hymenoptera; Eulophidae. The transcript is spliced from 7 exons. Gene Ontology annotation, cellular component: perikaryon; axon; cytoplasm. The record is from RefSeq and is a predicted model, not a curated record.
CGCAGCAGAUCAGGCUUAGGAAGCCCGAUUUUAGAGUUGGCUUGAGAUACGGUGCAGUUUUAGUUGAGACAAAAAAAAAUUGCAUCUUUCAACGCUUUCCUAAUUUUGUUUUCUUGGCUAAAAGACGCCCUUUUAUCUCGCCACUUAAACUUCAUAUUUUUCGCGAUCUCUCGGGACUCCCCGUUUGGCAAAAGGAUCUUACUUGAGCGCGUAGUGUCGCGACUGUUGAAAUCUUUGAUUUGAAGUUUUUUUUCGUACGAGAAAAGUAACAACAAUGGCUGUUGCUGCCGCACAGAAGAACCGCGAGAUGUUCGCCAUCAAGAAGUCUUACAGCAUUGAGAACGGAUAUCCAGCAAGACGUCGUUCUCUCGUAGAUGACGCUCGUUUUGAAACACUGGUGGUGAAACAGACGAAGCAGAGCGUGCUUGAAGAAGCACGCCAGCGAGCGAAUGAUACCACCGAUCCAACAAUUUAUGGACAGGAGCAGAUUAAGAAGGAGGAUCAGCCUUUUGCCGACUCGUCGACUGAAUCAUCUAGCGAUGACGAGCAACAAGAGACUCUUGCUUGUGCUGCUAAAGAAGGAGAAGCUAAAGCGGAAGCUUCAUCCUCUGACGGCGAGGGGAAAGGUGACGACGAUGAUGAACAUUUUGGCUUAACCGAGGAAGAAGUUGUAUUGGCGCGCACCAUCUCCGAGAAUCCUGACGAUCAGUCAUUGCAAUCAGCCGCAAUGGUUCUGCGCUUGAAGGAAGGUAUGACUACAUUACCACGUAUCCUCAAGACCAUCGAGAACUUCAAGGGUCAAGUGGCUCAUGUAGAGACGCGCCCAUCGAAACGAGACAAUCAAUUCGAUGUGUUGGUCAAGGUGAACAUGAGUCGACACAAUUUAGCAUCACUGAUCAGAAAUCUACGUCAAGGAUCAUCCCUCGGUGGAUUAACUCUUUUGCAAGACAAGACUAACGCUGUCACCGUGAAAGAUCCAUGGUUCCCACGUCACGCUUCUGAUCUUGACAACUGCAAUCAUCUGAUGACCAAAUACGAGCCUGAUCUGGAUAUGAGCCAUCCUGGUUUCGCCGACAAAGAAUACAGAGCUCGUAGGAAGCUUAUUGCCGAGAUCGCUUUUGCUUAUAAAUAUGGAGAUCCAAUCCCAAGCAUUCCAUAUACCGAGACCGAGAACGAGACCUGGAGGCGUGUAUUCAACACUUUGGUCGACUUGGUACCCAAACACGCUUGUAAGGAAUAUCAGCGCGUUUUUAAGAAACUCACCGAGGAGAAGAUCUUCCAACCACACUGCGUACCACAACUCCAGGAAGUCAGCGAUUUUUUGAAGAGGAAUACUGGUUUCACGCUUCGCCCUGCUGCUGGUCUACUUACCGCGCGUGACUUCCUAUCAAGCCUUGCAUUUAGAAUAUUCCAGAGCACUCAAUAUAUUCGUCAUAUUAACAGCCCUUACCACACGCCCGAACCUGAUGCAAUCCACGAACUGCUUGGACACAUGCCUUUGUUGGCCGACCCAAGUUUUGCUCAAUUCUCCCAGGAAAUCGGUUUGGCAUCUCUUGGUGCUAGUGACGAGGAAAUCGAGAAGCUUUCAACUAUCUAUUGGUUCACCGUUGAGUUUGGUCUCUGCAAGGAAGGAAAUGAAACCAAAGCUUAUGGUGCUGGUUUGCUCUCCGCUUAUGGUGAGCUUCUUCAUGCUCUUAGUGAUAAAUGUGAGCACCGGCCAUUCGAACCAUCCACCACUGCUGUUCAACCUUAUCAGGACCAAGAAUAUCAACCAAUCUACUACGUAGCUAACAGUUUCGAAGAUGCCAAGGAGAAAUUCCGUCGUUGGGUAUCGACGAUGUCACGACCAUUCGAAGUAAGAUUCAAUCCCCACACGCAGAACGUUGAAGUACUUGACAGUGUUGAAAGGUUGGAAGGUGCAGUAUCACAGUUGAACAUAGAACUAACUCAUCUGACAAAUGCCAUUAACAAAAUGAAGACAUCGUUCGCGUAACCGGCAACUACUGAAAACGAAGACGACGACGAUGAUGAUGAUGAUAAUGAUGAAGAACACGAGGGGGUAGAUGAUGAAGAUGAGUUGUCGACCGAUCAAAUGCGCCAGGACUAUUCGCUCAAGGACCAACUCAAGAGACGCGCGCGUUCAUCGUGGAUCAGGUAUCGGCGACAGUUCUGCCAUGCCCUUUAAGCAUAUAUAUCAUGAUAAUGUAUAUAUAAAGAUAUUUACGCGUAGAUUAGACAUCUUCAAAAGGGAAAAAAGUAUCAUAAAUGUUGGUGUUCUAAAUUAUAAUCGGUAGAUAUGUUGCCGUCACAUUUGGGCAGGCCGAUAUAUAGGAUUUUUCUUAUAUCUAUAUGCCAGCCUUUUGAUUCUAAGUGUCGACAUUUGUGUCUUUAAUUUUUUUUUAAUUUGUCCGCUUACAUAGAAUGGCAGAACGCACAUAUAGUACGCAGAUUUCAAACUUUAUUGUUGUUGCUAACUAAAAAAGUACACGUUAUCUCCAGUUCGUAAGAAUGGGGUAAUUGUGUUGCUCUACCAACGAAUGCUUUAGAAAUAAGAAGUGAACUCUUGUUAUUUGAUCGUUCAUUCAUUCUCAACACAUUAACUAUCAAAGAAACGAUAUGUUCGCUAGGAUUAUACAAAUUAUAUAUUAGAAACAUACUAAGCCACGACAAACACGACUUUUACCAUUUUACACAUGUAUACAUAUACACAUAUGCACACACACACACACGCGCGCGCGCGCACGCACGCACGCACAGAGUUGCAUACACGCAUUUUAUGGCAGAAAAUUAAUCGAUAUAUUAAACGUAUGUACGUUGCAGUCGGUGUAUACGUGAAUACAGUAAUAUUUCUUUUUCCUUUUAAAAAGGUUAUUUUUCAAUAGUUGUUCGAUUGAUGUCUACACUCUCGACAUGUUUUUUUGGAAGAUUCUCACUGAGACCAGAGUUAAUUUGUAUAUUGUCUUCGGAAAAUUACACAUAGCGGCCUGAGAAAAUCCUUUGAGACAUGUCAGAGUUCAAACAAUGUCGCGGUUAUACGAUUGCAUGAAAAGAAAAUAUUUGAUAAAUACGAAUAAUCGAUGAUUUUUUUCAUUAUCGUGUAAAGAUAAAUACACGCACACACGCACAUGUACACCUUCGUUAUCGUUCAUCAGGUUUUAUUAUUCCUUAUCUCGCCCUUUGUAUAAAGUCUCGCUCCUUCUCCAUUUACUGCGUUCGAUUUUUAUUUUAUUUUUACUUCUCACUGUUUUCUUUUUUGUCCCUUUCUCUUCUAUCUUUCAGUGUAUUUUCAAUUUUUCUUUUUCAAACUUUUACGCGGAAGAAGCGCACGUGCGGUGUAGCAUAUGCGACCUGAAAGUAUUAUUAGUUUGCGGAUAAGACAACACGCUCGGAGAGUCGGACAUUUUUUUUUUCAUUUUUCUAUAAUGACGAUCUUUGUAAAAUUAUUCGGUUGAUGUGAAUUUCUUUUUUUUCUCUCUCCGACUUCUGAUUUUUAAGCGCAUGCUCCGAGCGAACCGCACGUGCACAUAAACACUAUUUGUUUAUAUUAUUUUAUUAUAUAUUUUAUUGUAUUAAUUGUGUAUCUUAUAUCAAUAUGUUAUUCCUAUGUUUUAUUGUUAGCGUAUUUCUGUAUAUCAGCUAAUUUAAAAGAACAAUCAACUAAAACAGCAAGCAUCUGCCUGAACUGCUAGGAUUGUACAGAUAAUUAUCUACACUCUAUAUGCACAGUUUAUUCGAAUACAGUGUAUUUUGUUUAUUCAAAGUUGUCAUAGCUAAUUAAAAACCAUAGUUAAGAGAUUAGAAUCACCCUUGCUCAAGGUAACAAAUUUCAUUCUCAACUAAUGGACAAUAAAUAUUCUUUUUUAAGACUCUUAACUGUUCUGGUUAGCAAUGAUACUUCUUGUGAUCUUGUUAGUUAAAACCGAAAUGUAAAAUUGAUACGUUUUUCAUCUAUAUAAAAUUUGUUGUUUUUUAUAAUUAUUAUUAUUCUUUUGUGUUUGUGUAUGAGAAAGUCAGACGCGAUUAUAUAAUCCAAAAUAACGAGUUGCGCGUGUUAAUUAUUCAAUAAAACGUAUCAAAGAAAGUACAUGUAUUAAAAAACAAAUAAAAUUUAUGCAUUCCAUAUAUCAAAUAACGAGUAUAUAUUUCAAUAAGAUCUCUUUGCCGACCUUGUGUAAAAGAUGUUUAGCGUGUAUCGGUUAAUUGUUGGUAUUGUACUUAAAAAUGUUUGAGAGGAUUAAGAUAUAGAAAAUCAGUAAUUACUUUCACGACAAAAUUUCUUAACUACUUUUUUUGACAAUUAUAAUUACUCAUAGUACACACUAUAAGUAUUACAUUUAUGCCUCUACGUAGCAAACAUAACCAGCAUUAACAGAUAGCACUUAAAUACCUAUGUGACUCACUUCGUUUGUAUUAUAUUGUAAAAUAUCAGCAUAAUAAAUGAAUUUAA